Mus musculus (house mouse) is the source of this 2828-nucleotide messenger RNA. It is a transcript of the gene Cd33, whose product is annotated as CD33 molecule. Bases 286 to 1365 code for a protein of 359 amino acids. The transcript is spliced from 8 exons. Gene Ontology annotation, molecular function: monosaccharide binding; sialic acid binding. Gene Ontology annotation, biological process: negative regulation of inflammatory response. NCBI's taxonomy places the organism in Eukaryota, Metazoa, Chordata, Mammalia, Rodentia, Muridae. The record is from RefSeq and is a predicted model, not a curated record. Gene Ontology annotation, cellular component: plasma membrane.
AAGUGUUUGUUUUCAAGAGAAGCUGUUUGGGCAAGAGGGUAUAUACUGUAUGGCACAAUGUGACACACCAGAGCUUCAUGGGUCCCUGGAUCAAGAGCCAAGAUUCCAGCUGGUGGUGCCCGAGUCGGUGACAGUUGAGGAAGGCCUGUGUGUCCAUGUGCCCUGAAGUACCUUGUUCCUUAUUCCUCAAGGUUCCUCUGUUAACCCCUUGAGCCCUGCCUCUGCCAGACUGACUUUUGAGCACAUUCAGAAGCUGUGGAUUUUCAGACAGCAUCUAAUUUUCUGAUGGUGACAGUGGAAUGGGAGGAAGCCACAAAGAAGAGACGGGAGCCGGAGGAACCUAGGACCAUUCACUGUGCUAUGCUGUGGCCACUGCCGCUGUUCUUGCUGUGUGCAGGCUCCCUGGCUCAGGAUUUAGAAUUCCAGCUGGUGGCGCCCGAGUCAGUGACAGUCGAGGAGGGCCUAUGUGUCCAUGUGCCCUGCAGUGUUUUCUACCCCUCCAUUAAGCUCACUUUAGGACCUGUGACCGGCUCCUGGCUCCGGAAAGGGGUCAGUCUCCAUGAAGACUCUCCAGUGGCCACAAGUGACCCCAGACAACUAGUGCAGAAGGCAACACAGGGCAGAUUCCAACUCCUUGGGGACCCACAGAAACAUGACUGUUCCCUGUUCAUCAGAGAUGCACAGAAAAAUGACACAGGAAUGUACUUCUUCAGAGUGGUCAGAGAACCUUUUGUGAGAUAUUCUUACAAAAAAAGCCAGCUGUCACUGCAUGUGACCUCUCUAUCACGGACUCCUGACAUUAUAAUCCCGGGGACCCUGGAGGCUGGCUAUCCUAGCAAUCUCACCUGCUCUGUGCCCUGGGCUUGUGAGCAGGGGACACCCCCUACUUUCUCCUGGAUGUCAACUGCCCUCACCUCCUUGAGUUCCCGAACCACAGACUCCUCCGUGCUGACGUUCACACCUCAGCCUCAGGACCAUGGUACCAAACUCACCUGCUUGGUGACCUUCUCUGGAGCAGGUGUCACUGUGGAAAGGACCAUCCAGCUCAAUGUUACCCGGAAAUCAGGCCAGAUGAGAGAGCUGGUCCUGGUGGCUGUGGGGGAGGCAACGGUCAAGCUCCUGAUUCUUGGGCUCUGUCUCGUGUUUCUCAUUGUGAUGUUCUGCAGAAGGAAGACAACAAAGCUGUCAGUGCACAUGGGCUGUGAAAAUCCUAUCAAGGCUCAUCAGCAGGACUCCAAGGUGCACAGCAAUCCUGAGAAUCCAAGACCCUUACAGAAGGACUCACCUCAGGAACAGAGCAGUGUCCACACUAAGAUUUCCUUGGAUUUCAUGGGAGGGAAGCCUCAGGAGUACUCAGAGAUCUAAAUGCACCAAGCUUUGCUCUCCUGUGAAGAACCUGUGUCCUCUAUGGCUUCCUGUGGAUAAUUCCUGCAUCCCUCUGAUCCCAGAGUGGGUUAUGCUGCUGUGUGUGAGUCUUACACUCAGUUGACAUCAUCUGACUUUGCAAUAAGAGACCCGGGACAGAGUCUGUGCUCCUUCAUUUAUAUCCCCACAAGUUGUUCCCUCUAUUUUUGGUUUUUGUACUCAGUAUAAUGAUCCCCUACCUUCUCCUCCUGCCUCACCUCUUUCUCCUUCUCUCUUUCCACAUCUCUUAUAUGGAUGAAUAUACACAUGUGUGUGCCAAGGCCCUUGCCCAUGAGUAAGUACAUGUAUGAAGGCUAGAGGUCAAAGUUCAGUGCCUUCCUCUUUUUUCUCAUCAUUAUCACUCUUCAUCAUCACUAUCGUCAUCAUUAUUAUUAUUCUGACACAGGGUAUGGUGGUUUGAAUAAAAAUGGCCCCCAUAGGGCACAAUUAGGAGGUGUGGCCUUGUUGAAUAGGUGUGGCCUAGUUGGAGAAAGUGUGCCACUGGGGCUGGGCUUUGGGGUUUUAAAUGCUCAAGCCAGGCCCAGUGUCACUUUAUUUCCUGAUGUCUGCCAAUCCAGAAAUUGAACUCUCAGCUACCUAUCUAUCUAGCACCAUGUCUAUCUGCAUGUUGCUGUGCUUCCCGCUAUGAAGAUAAAGGACUAAACCUCUGAACCUGUAAGCCAUCUCCAAUUAAACGUUUUCCUUUAUAAGAGUUGCUGUUGUCACAGUAUAUCUACACAGCAAUUGAACCCUAACUAAAGCACAAGCUCUCCCUGAGCCUGGAGCUUGCUGUUUAGGCAAGACUGGCUGGACAGUGAGUUUCUGGGGUCACCCUUUUCUGACCUCCAAUAUUUUGAUGAGAGUUAUAGACUGUCAUAUGUAGCUUUAUGUGAGUGCUUUAUUGCUAGGGCUCCUUUCUCUCUUGCUCAGGAACCUCACCUUUCACUGGCCAGGAAAGAGGGAGACUUGGAGUAAUAACACUUUUAUUGAAUCAGGAGAAGAGAGUCACACUAACAAUAGGAAAAUCUUUUACCCAAGCAAAUAUGCACAAACACACAUACAUUUAUACACACGUUCAUACCUGCACAUUCAUUAUCUCAUACUUAUUUGUUGGGUCUAGCAAUCUGUCUCUGUCUCAUCAACUUACAUACUUACACACGCAAAUAGUUACACACACACACACACACACACACACACAGAGAGAGAGAGAGAGAGAGAGAGAGAGAGAGAGAGAGAGAGAGAGAGAAACGGGGGUGGGGGGGCAAAGGCCUCCAUGAGCAGGAGCAGGUUUUAUUGAGCUAGUGCAAAAAGAACUCACUCAUUCUGGAUGAAAAAUAAGCUCCAACCUUUAUUGCUCAGAGAAAGGGAAAAAACACUUCUACUCUUUUAUUGCUAAAUAAGUUAAAUUAAAUGUCUCAUUGUAA